Molecule: messenger RNA, 1373 nt
Organism: Peromyscus eremicus (cactus mouse)
Lineage: Eukaryota; Metazoa; Chordata; Mammalia; Rodentia; Cricetidae
Gene: P2rx4
Product: purinergic receptor P2X 4
Exons: 11
Coding region: 105-1373 (422 amino acids)
Biological process (GO): response to ATP; monoatomic cation transmembrane transport
Cellular component (GO): plasma membrane; nuclear inner membrane
Molecular function (GO): extracellularly ATP-gated monoatomic cation channel activity; purinergic nucleotide receptor activity; ATP binding
Source: RefSeq, a predicted model, not a curated record
CGCCGCCGCCGCCGCGGGGCCUGCCCGAGCUGCUGGGCGGGGCCGCAGCCGGGACCCAGCGGGAGGCGACGAGGCGACCCUGGCGUGCUCGACCCCGCGGAGCCAUGGCCGGCUGCUGCUCCGCGCUCGGGGCCUUCCUGUUCGAGUACGACACGCCGCGCAUCGUGCUCAUCCGCAGCCGUAAAGUGGGGCUCAUGAACCGCGUGGUGCAGCUGCUCAUCCUGGCUUACGUCAUCGGGUGGGUGUUUGUGUGGGAAAAGGGCUACCAGGAAACUGACUCUGUGGUCAGCUCAGUGACCACCAAGGCCAAAGGGGUGGCUGUGACCAACACUUCUGAACUUGGAUUCCGGAUCUGGGACGUGGCGGACUAUGUGGUUCCAGCUCAGGAGGAAAACUCGCUCUUCAUCAUGACCAACAUGAUCAUCACUGUGAACCAGACACAGAGCACCUGUCCAGAAAUUCCGGAUCAGACCACCGUUUGUAACUCAGACUCGGACUGCACUCUUGGCUCCGCAGGCACCCACAGCAACGGAAUUGGGACCGGAAAGUGUGUGCCAUUCAAUGAGUCCGUGAAGACCUGCGAGGUGGCAGCUUGGUGCCCAGUGGAGAAUGACGCUGGCGUGCCAACGCCAGCUUUUUUAAAGGCCGCGGAGAACUUCACCCUCUUGGUAAAGAACAACAUCUGGUACCCUAAGUUUAAUUUCAGCAAGAGGAAUAUCCUCCCCAACAUCACCACUUCCUAUCUCAAAUCGUGCAUUUAUGACGCCCAGACGGAUCCCUUCUGCCCCAUAUUCCGUCUCGGCAAGAUUGUGGAGGACUCCGGGCACAGCUUCCAGGAUAUGGCGGUUGAGGGAGGCAUCAUGGGCAUCCAGAUCAAGUGGGACUGUAACCUUGAUAGAUCCGCCUCCCUCUGCCUGCCCAGAUAUUCCUUCCGGCGCCUCGACACCCGGGACCUGGAACACAAUGUGUCUCCUGGCUACAAUUUCAGGUUUGCCAAGUACUACAGGGACCUCACUGGCAACGAGCAGCGUACACUCAUCAAGGCAUAUGGCAUCCGCUUUGACAUCAUUGUGUUUGGAAAGGCUGGGAAGUUUGACAUCAUCCCCACCAUGAUCAACGUCGGCUCCGGCUUGGCGCUGUUAGGGGUGGCGACUGUGCUGUGUGACGUCAUAGUCCUCUACUGCAUGAAGAAAAGAUACUACUACCGGGACAAGAAGUACAAGUAUGUGGAAGACUACGAGCAGGUAGGCAGCUGUGCUCCCGGCAGGCAGCGAGAAGUCUGCAUACCUUGUCUCGUCUCUUGUCCCAGUAGGGAACACCAGGCAAGGCCCUUCCACAAAGGUUGUCACCUGUCAACCGACCACCUGUGGUAG